UUAGCAUGUUUUUAUAACGGUUGCUUUUACCGUUAUAUAUGAGCGCCUCAAUCUGUUAUGUAUAAUUAUUUUUUUUAAUAUCAUUUAAAUAAAUUGAAGUAAAUAAUUGUUGGUAUGAAUUUUUAUCUCUUCUUCCCUCAUCUUACGCUCUCCCGCCGCUCUCUCCCGGUCUUCCUUCUCAGGCAGUUUCACCGGUUCUCACCGCCUCCGGCGCGGUGGUUACGUUCGUCUCUCUCUCCUGUCACCUCUCUGCCCAGACCCCCUGGCCCCUACCCCUCGCCUCUCCCUCUCUCUCCUCACCUUUUACCCUCUCACCCACCCCCAAAUCUAUAGCCCUAAUUCGUCGCCGCCACCCUCGCUCCUCCAAUCGCCGCUACCAUGCUUCGGAGCCCUACAAGGCAGGCCAGCUCUCACCCUCUACGCAUCUCUCCCUCGUCAUUUCCAUCUCAUUGCCUUUCUCUUCGGCUCUACUAGUCGCCCCCGCCGUGAAUUGUUGUCUUCGGCCCAGGCUCCGCCUCCUCCGCAAUUUCCCCCCCUACUCCACGAUUCACCGGAGAUCCCGUCCACUUCUAUGUCUCCGCCGCCGCCGCCUAAUUCUCCGCUAGACACCGUCGCUGCCAGAUUUUCUGAAUUUUUUUAUUAUAUUUUUUGUAUUUUUUUCUACAUCUCCAGAUUUCUGCAACUAGCUCAUCUUAAUAUUCCCACCGACUCCUCACUUCGCUCCGCCUUCGUCGCCGACUUCCGUGCCGCCCGCUUUUGUGACCCCGCCUGUAUUUCCUUCUCCCACUACCUUCUCAAUUACAAGGGUUUCCUCGGUUGCCAGAUUACAUCUUUAAGGCAAACCCAGGUGAUGGGUGUCAUGAAACAGGAGCAACCAGAGAGAUACUUACGGCUUGAGCAUCUACUGGUUCGGACUUACUUUGACCCAAAUGAGGUGUAUCAAGACUCUACAAAGGAGAAAAGACGUGCUCAAAUAGCCCAAGCUGUUGCGGCUGAAGUUUCAGUAGUUCCACCUUCACGAUUGAUGGCUUUGAUUGGUCAGGCUUUAAAAUGGCAGCAUCAUCAAGGGUUUUGAAUGGCUAUGCUGGUACUAAUCCUCGAAGAAGGCCUUUGGAUAAACAAGGACCUACAGUUGUUCAUCAAAAACCUGGGCCACUGCAAACAAUUUUUAAUCUUCUUCCUGAUGAGAUAUUGUUCCCUGCAUAUGACAGACAUGAUUAGAUUUAACAUAUUCUUAUUGAUGCCUUCUCUCUUUGUGUUGAGUGUUUAAAAGCUUGAAUAUUUUUGGACAACUUUAGGUAAAUUUAGUGGCUGAUAUCAGUAAUGCUCUUUGUCAGGUUGUGGAACACAGCUAUUCUUGUGCACUUGAGAGAUCAUUCUUGUAUCAUGGUCGGAUGUAUGUAUCAGCAUGGCACAUUUGCUUCCAUUCGAACGUUUUCUCCAAACAAAUGAAGGUGAACUCGCUCGUGUUGGUGCAGGUUCAUUAUUGUGAUUGAGUUUAUCAUCUUGGCGGAUCAAGUAGAUGGGAGUCGAUGAGCUAUGAGGACUACUACAAACGAGAAGGCUGAAGCAGAGAACGUCGUUUCAAAUGUCUAACAAGUUGCGCGCAUUUGUAAUAUUUUUUAAUUAAACAUCUAGCUAAAUAGAAUAUAUGUGAAGUUUUCAUUAUAUUUGGAUGAUAAUGUAUGAAUAUUUUGGAUGAUAUAUAAUAUUGUUAUUGUUGAUUUUAU
Molecule: messenger RNA, 1730 nt
Organism: Salvia miltiorrhiza (redroot sage)
Lineage: Eukaryota; Viridiplantae; Streptophyta; Magnoliopsida; Lamiales; Lamiaceae
Exons: 7
Coding region: 572-1075 (167 amino acids)
Biological process (GO): mRNA splicing, via spliceosome
Cellular component (GO): cytoplasm; precatalytic spliceosome
Molecular function (GO): L-serine O-acetyltransferase activity
Source: RefSeq, a predicted model, not a curated record